Clonostachys solani is the source of this 1917-nucleotide messenger RNA. The record is from the annotation of a GenBank genome assembly. NCBI's taxonomy places the organism in Eukaryota, Fungi, Ascomycota, Sordariomycetes, Hypocreales, Bionectriaceae.
AUGGGUAAGAGCCAUACUGGUAUCUCGGAAUCACAGAUAAGUUCCGAUGGUUCUUUGAAUAUUUCUCCUACCGUGGUAAAUCAGCUGUCCUCUCCUGGGACCAGUGCCCCUCAUCAUGCCCCUUCAGCGAACAGCCCUCGAGCAUCCAGUGCAGAUCCUCUCACACCAGCUACUUGCUCGGCAAGAUCUGAUACCGUGGUGGGCAGCACUGGUGAUAUGCGAUACUUUGGGCCACCCUCAGGAGUUUCACUUGCGUCCAUCGGCACAAGUCCAAAGCCAGUACCAUGGACUUCAGUGCCCCCCAAAAAUCCUUCCCCAAAUGAGUCUUGGUCUGCAUGGACACACUCCUCUAUGCAAAGAAUCUUUGCAACGCGACCAGAGAAACCCUUGCCGCCAUGGAAAGAAGCUUUCUCACUCGUGAGCGAGUUCUUCGACCAAGAACACCAAGCCAUACCUUGUUUCCACCAGCCAAGUUUUAUCACACUAUUAGGGCAACACUAUUCUGGAAAAUCCGAUCGAAAUCCUGCUUGGCUCGCGUGCCUUAAUUCCGUCUUGGCAAUAUCCCAGCGUCGUCGUGUAGAAAGGGGUCAGGAUUCACUGGAAAAAGAGAAGCUUUCCUGGGAUUAUGCGGCCAACGCGAUGGGAAAUCUUUUGGAUAUCCUCAUGCGCAACACUCAAUUGCUCUCUGUCCAGGCUCUCUUAUGUAUGGCCUGGUUCUUCGUGGGCACACCGAAUCCUCAACCUAGCUUCAUGUUGACAGGGAGUGCCAUGCGAUUGGCUCAUUCCAUUGGGCUUCAUACAAGCUACGAAGAUCGAUCUUGGGAUUCUGUCGAGGUCGAAAUGAGAAAACGGGUGUUCUGGAUCGCUGUAUCUCUGGAUUCGGAGCUCUGCCUUAGAACAGGCAGGCCUCCUGCCCAUAGUCUCCAUGAUUUCCACGUGGAACUGCUUUCGGAUAAUUUACAUAACGGCGAUAGUGAUAUAAUCACCAUUUCCAACGGCUCGCUUCUGAAUCUUUUCAGCGCACAAUGCCGGUUAGCCAUGAUCCAAGGCGAGAUCUAUAGAGCUCUAUUUUCUAGUCAUAUACCCUCCAUGGACAGAAGCUGCAUGGCCGAUUCUGUUUCAUGUCUGACUCUGAAACUAGAAGCCUGGGCUUCUUCAGCUUUUCCAUCUUUCGACAUGAACCAACCCUUGCAGAGGCCUGAACACCAAGGAUUGAUGCGGCUAUGUUAUGUCUACCACAACUGCGUUAUUGUGACAAAUCGCGGUCUAGGGCUUCAAUAUUGGACAUCGCGUAGCCAAGUAGAUUUCUCUGCUCUGCCUUCGACGACCAAGGUUUCCAUCCACCGAUGUUUGAAAGCGUCCAGAGCCAUUUUGGGCUUAAAUAUGGUUAUGCCUCUUGGAUGGAGGAGCUACUAUUGGGAUGUAAUUGGCAUCAUCUCAGGCGCCAUCAUCAUUCUUUGCAUCAACGCCCUCCGCCAGCCUGAGGAACUUACGGCAGCGGAGGACUUGCGUGCUGUAAGUGGCACAUUCAAGUUGCUCGAUCUCUUCGACGAGGAGAAUCCCAAUACGUAUCUUCGCCCCCUUCGAUUAGCGUGUGAGCAGAUGUAUCGAAAAGCCCAAGCCGCUGCUCACGUUCACGUGGGAGAACCAAGCCCAUCAUCUCAAUCGGGCGCUUUAUAUCCAAGUGGCAGUGGAGAACUUUCAAUAGACAUUCACCAAGGCUGCGACCGGCUUCGGACUGAUGAUAGGCGCCUUCAAACUCCGAGGGAGCCUCACAUCACUGAGUCUAGCUCUAGCUCGAGAAAUAACUCGAAUUCUCAAUGGGACUUUACCCCCGAGCAAUCAUUUAUCUAUCCUUCACUCACCCCAUGGAGCAUGGAUAUGCUAAUGAAUGACUCGUUUCUUAAUUUCUACUAA